Messenger RNA from Chenopodium quinoa (quinoa), 2738 nucleotides. Its product is annotated as aspartic proteinase CDR1-like. Gene Ontology annotation, molecular function: aspartic-type endopeptidase activity. Bases 1055 to 2389 code for a protein of 444 amino acids. NCBI's taxonomy places the organism in Eukaryota, Viridiplantae, Streptophyta, Magnoliopsida, Caryophyllales, Amaranthaceae. Gene Ontology annotation, cellular component: extracellular region. The transcript has a single exon. Gene Ontology annotation, biological process: proteolysis. The record is from RefSeq and is a predicted model, not a curated record.
UUAACUAAACUUAUCUGAACUUAUUAGACCUGAAAUAAGUAAAAAUAGAGUAAAUAGAAUAGGCCCUAAAUAAAUUGGGAUGAAAGGAACAUCACCUAAAUUCAACCAUCACUCACCUUUCAUCUAAAUUAUCUUACACUUUCCUUAAUUAAAUACAAUUUAAAUUGAGUGGAUCUUAAUAAUCAGAAAUCCAUUCAAAAUUAUUAUCCAUUUGUCAAAAAAAAAAAAAAAAAAAAUAUUAUCCUUAGCAUUUAUUUGGGUGCCCAAAUGGUUUGUUCGUUUGGGCCAGCCCAAUUAACUUCCAAUGUUAUUUAUGCAAGGCUUAAAUUGGGCUUGGAAUUUACGUACUAACUUUAUUAAGAUAAUGUUGAUGCGGCGGUGGUACAUGCUUGGUGGAAGUGAGUGCUGUCUUGGGGUUAUUGCUUGUGCGGUGGUUUCUGCGGUUUGCAAUUUUGUCCGUGAUAUAUAAUGGGACACGAGGUGGCUGUACAUAAAGUGCCGGCUUUUGAGAUUUCACGUGGCUAUUUAUAGUGGACCAUACGAUGAAAUAUACUACGUAUUAAAUUUCGUAUUAGAGAGUGAUCGUUUUUAACUCAAUAAUAUCUCAUCUACAUUAUUUACGGUUCGUGAUUUUAAAAAAAUAUUAAGACCAGAUUUUUAUAGUUUUUAAAAAUGAGAUUGAUAGUUUGAUAAGUUUAAGAUUUGUUGUUAUACAUAGUCAUGUUCACCUAAUGACCUAAAGAGUAUUAAUAGUCUUUUAUCAUAUUUUUUUGCCCUUUAUAAUCUUUACACUAAAGUGUGGGUUUAUAAAUACUUCUAUUUCUAUGAUUAUUCUGAUGAAUGUAUAGUAUCGGUUGAUAUUAUUACAUUAAAAAAUUUGUUUGCUUUAUUCUAUCCUGUAAUUUAUAUAGGCCAAUACAUAAAUCCAUUAAGCUUGGUUGCACACUUGCACCACACAUGUCACAACUCACUAAACUACCUUUCCUUAAGGGCAUUACUUAUCCACUCAUCACCUCAAACUCAAAAGUCAAAACUAUCUUUCGCAUUAGCCAAUAUGCAUUAUUUGUUGGUCAAUAUUUUCAUACUUCUACUAGCAUUAUCUUCAUCCUCAAAAGUACCUAGCUCACUGUUGGUUGAAGCUAGACAUCAACAAUCUUCUAAUGGCACAUUCACAUUACAUCUCAUCCAUCGUGAUUCGCCACUCUCUCCUUACUACAACUCAUCCAUUACACCCCUAGAACGCUUAAAAAGAGCGCCUUUAGGCUCAAUCUCACACGGUCACAACAUUCACCGGUACCCAUCCUCAUAUUUGAUCCCUAAUGGUGGAGAUUACCUCAUAAAAAUCGCUCUUGGCACACCAAAAGUCGAACUUACAGCCGUGGCAGACACUGGUAGUGACCUUAUAUGGGUCCAAUGUUCACCAUGUGACGAAUGCCUCCCUUCAAAAUCUCCACCCUUCAUACCUAAGAAAUCUUCGACGUAUCAUCCCAUCCCUUGUACGUCUCCAUCUUGCAAAUAUCCACAUAUUAUUCAAGGUUGCCUUCCAAAUUACACCAACAAGAGCUCAUCAUCAUCAGCGCCGUGUUACUAUGAGGCACUAUAUGGAGAUGGCACACAAAGUGUCGGAAUCCUAGCCACCGAAACCAUUAGCUUACCCUCGUCUAACAACACUACCUCACCAAGCCACCCGUCCAUAAAGUUUGGUUGUGGGUUUGAUCAGCGAGGCCAAGUUGGGAUCCAAGGAGAAGGGAUCGUCGGACUAGGGACUGGCUCAUUAUCCCUAGUCUCACAACUAGGUCCAUACAUAAACUACAAAUUCUCCUACUGCUUGGCACCCCUUUCUUCUGGGGUGCCAAGCAAACUAACCUUUGGGGCGGCUCAUGUAACGAGCCCCAAAGUCGUAACAACACCCUUAGUAACCGGACUCCAAUCAACAUUUUACUAUCUUACACUCUAUGACAUUAGCAUUGGUAAUAAUGCCUCGGUCCCUGUGAACCAAGACAUAAUCAUCGACUCUGGUACCACUCUAACGUACUUGCCACAAACCAUCUAUGACAACGUCAAGACUGCUUUGAGCACCGCGAUCAAGCUUACUCCUGUGCCUGAUCCACUACAAUUCUACGACCUUUGCUAUGAUGCACGGCGAUUAGGAUCGAGUGGAGGCCUUAAUACUCCUGAUGUGGUGUUCCAUUUCAAAGGGGCUGAUGUUGUGUUAAAGGGAAUUAACACUUUUAGGACACUAGAAGAUCAAGGUUUGAUUUGUUUAGCGAUGUCUACUACAGAAGGUACCCCUAUAUUAGGGAAUAUUGCGCAAGUUAACUUUGAGGUUGGUUUUGAUUUACAUUCUAAAAAGGUUUCCUUUGCUCCAACUGAUUGUACCAAGCACUAGAUUUCUUAAUUUCAUGUAUAGCACAUAGUUUUAUUUGUUUUGUUCACCUACUUGAUGUAUGCUACACUUGAUCAUAUUUGAAUCAAUUUUCAAUUGAACCGGAAAACAUUUAAUUUAUAACAUGCUUCUUCGUAAUAAUUGUAAUGUGUUAUCUUUUGAGUAAGUUUCAUAUUAUUUGCGUCAAUACUUUAUUUGGUAAUUGAUUAUUUGAUUUUCUCUAAGUUUAUAUUGCACCCCGACAUUACAAUUAAUACUGAAGUAUGAAAUAGAAAGAGUAUUAAAUUGUACCAUCGGUCAAGCAUACAAUUCUACAUACGAGGGCAACACUUAAAAAAAAAAAAAAAAAAAA